Molecule: messenger RNA, 2183 nt
Organism: Lagopus muta (rock ptarmigan)
Lineage: Eukaryota; Metazoa; Chordata; Aves; Galliformes; Phasianidae
Gene: PRF1
Product: perforin 1
Source: RefSeq, a predicted model, not a curated record
AUCCUGUAUCACCGUGGCUAGGAGGUGUAUGUCACUCCCCCUCGGGGUGACUCAUAGCUGCCGGGAACCUCACAUAUAAUUAUUUUAGAGGGGACAGGAAGUAUCACCCCCCAACUUGUGGAGCGGGGACGUGUGAAGGGUGACGGUGGGGGUGGGGAUGUUGGGGUAGGAGGUGUUGGAACGCACCCCACAGCAGCGGACACAGCAGAGAGGACAGCCGAUCACCAUGAAGUCCACUCCCCAAUGUCUUGCCUUCUCAGUCCUCCUCCUCUUCCAUCAUCUCCCCACCAUUUGCCCCCAGUGCCACCGUGCCGUUGGUAAAUCCUGCCAUGUCCCCCCGGCUCCUGGCACCAACAUUCUGGGUUCAGGUUUGGAUGUCACCACCAUGUCCCUCACUGAGGGCCAAGUGUUGGCCAUCACCAAACCCACCGGCAGGCACUGUGUGGUCUGCGUGGACCAUCUCCACAAAGGACAGUCCCUCCUCCUCUACAAUGGCGUCAGCAAGUGGCGAGCAGGGAGUAAGUGCCAGCGGAGGUCCUCACUGGCUGCUGGCAGCCAAUCCAUGAGGAUGCUGGUGGCCCAGACAGAGAAGAUGGCGCAGAAUUGGAGAGUGGGGCUGGAAGCAGCCCUCGGCCCGGGGGGGGGGGUCACCCUGGCCAUGGCCGGGUCCCACUCACGCGUGGCAGAGUUCGGGAUGCAGAAGGAGCGGGAGGACCGCUACUCAUUCGCCAGCACCGAGCUGCGCUGCGUGCACUACUGGAUCUCAGCUUCACCUAAACCCAGACCGUCCCCCCACUUCCUCCAUGCUGUUCGAUCCCUCCCACCCGACUUCACCCCCGCCACCGCCCCAGAUUAUGCCGACCUCUUGGCCGCCUAUGGCACCCACUACGUCCACUCGGCCCAACUGGGCGGCCUCCUCCGCUCCAUCACUGCCAUCCGCUUGUGCCGCGCCGCCAUGAUGGGCGCCGGCGCCCAAGAAGUGGCUGAUUGUUUGGGUGCAGAAAUGACAGCCAACGUGAAGUCAACCACGUUCAGCGCCAUGUCCAGUGCGUGCCGCAAAGACAAAUCAAAAAACAGCGCCCACAGCGCCUUCAAUCAACUCUUUAAUGAACGGAUGGUGGAGGUGGAAGGUGGCGAGCAACAUGGCGACCUCCUCUACGGCACAUCACAGAACUAUGCCGAGUGGUUGAGAUCCCUGCAACGCCUGCCUGGGUUGGUUGCCUCUAACGUCAGGCCUCUGCACACCUUGCUGCCCCGCCAGGACCCACGCCGGGGAGCACUGAAGGCGGCCAUCGGUCACUACAUCUCAUGGAGAGCAUUGAGGGCAAACUGCAGCCAACAGUGCGCUGCUCACGGCAUGGUUGGGUUGUGUCAGUGCGGGUGUGCAGCCAACAGCGUGGUCAAUGCCGACUGCUGUUCCAAACACCAUGGGAUGGCACGGGUGACAGUGACAGUGCAGGAGGGCAGGGGGUGGCACGGUGACGUUUUCACCGCAACCGAUGCGUAUGUGCGGCUGUACUUCAAUGGUCAGCGGCUACGGACAGCAACGGUGUGGAACAACAAUCGGCCCAAGUGGGGUGCACAGUUCGAUUUGGGGUGGGUGACACUGCACCCGCAUCAAAAGAUGAAGCUGGAGGUGUGGGAUCAGGAUCAUGGGUGGAAUGACCACCGCUUAGGGGUGUGCGAAGAACCGGUGCAGGCUACAGGCAAACAGCAGCGCAACGUUGUGUGUUUCCCAGGAGGCGGUGACCUGAGAUUCAGCUACAGUGCCACGUGUGGGCCAAGCCUGGGGGGUUCUCAAUGUUCAGAGUACAUUCCACAGCCCCCCAAAAGACAAGGGGGGCUCUACAGGUUGUCACAGUGGCCACCAAAGACUGGAGGUGGUGGCCCUGUGGCAUGGCCACAGCACAAGGAGGAAGAGGAGGCGGAGAAUGAGGAGGAGGAGGAGGAAGUGGAAAAGGAAGAGGAUGAGGAAGAGGAAGAGAAUUUUUGGGAGGUACCAGGGGUUUCUGAGGACAAUGAGAUGAUGGUUGAGAACAAGGACCACCAAAAUCCAUCACCAGAUCUCCAAAAUCCAUCAUUCAACCCUCAAAAUCUAUCAGUGGGUCUCAAGAAGGAUCCAGAUCCACAGAUUGCAUUUCCACGCUAUGGAAAUGCAAUUCCAGCUCCUCCAAUCCUAUGAC